CAGGCCACCGUGCCAGAAUGACCACCAAGCAAGGCGAUGCGCAGCGGCAGUGGCACGACGUGGACGCUGUCCAGCGGCUAGUUCUCAGUUUCCUCGGCCCGAUGGAUCUUGUUCGCAUGUCUUCGUUGAACAGAAGCUUCCAUCGAUCGGCUAGACACUCCCCAAGGCUGAAUCUUUCGAGUGACAUCAACAUGGAGUUGGGUUGUACUGGGUACGAUAGGUUGGUCCCAUACUUCCGCCACGCACGGGUACUUGACGUAUGCAUGUCGUUUGCUCUUCCGGACGAGCUGCUUCACCUCACGUCGUUCCGCCAUCUCGAGGACGUGUCGUUGGUCGACGUCGCCUCACUGUCAGACUACCACUUGUCCGCCUUGACCUGCCACGCCAUGCAUCUAAAGCGCUUGCGUGUGGACGGCUGUCACGAGCUUGUGUCCCCAUCGCUUCAUCUUGCGCAUGCAACGACGCUUGAUGUGUCCAACAACUUGCACCUUCAGAGGCUGCCCAUUCACGGUCGCGCAGGAUUCCUGACUGAGUUGCGCGUUUCGUCGUGCCCUGCAUUUGUCGCGUUCAAUACGAUCAUGGCCGCGGCGCCGAAUGUCCAGACGGCUGACUUUGCACAAUCCAACGGGCUCGUCCGCUUCCACUGCCGGCGGGCGUGGCUACACCUGCGUUCGCUGGUUUUGGUUCGUUGUGCGCAGCUUGCCAUGCUGGAGGUGGAGGCACCGACCCUGACGUCCAUCCGCGUGGAUCUGUGCGUGCGACUGGAGGCCAUCGUUCUCAGCACGGACAGCCUUCCCACAGCCAACUUUUCCCUUUUACCAGCUUUGCAGUCCCUCUAUUUGGACUGCCCUCGCUUGACUCGACUGAAUGUCACCGGCUCGACGGCGUUGCAGCCGUCUGGGGUGAUGCUGGAGUGCCCUUUGCUCACUUCCAAGAAAUUCCAAAGGGACGGGGUCCCGUCCCUGGUGGAUAUCCUUCGCCAAAAUGAUUGACACAACAUCGAAUCCAUGGCCAUCAAGCGCUGAUGUGCACGGGGCUGGGUUGAACCUUUCGGAAGGCCAUGAUUCUUGUCAGGCCACAGAGAAAUUGUACACUGGCACCCCUCCAACGAGUUUGGAACGAGGCGUACGCUCCUACGUGGACUGCCCCUUGAGUACGCUGAGACACCUGCGUCGAGUUGGGAGUGAUUGAAGAUGCUGCGAGCUGCGGUGA
Messenger RNA from Aphanomyces invadans, 1212 nucleotides. RefSeq lists its product as hypothetical. Gene Ontology annotation, molecular function: protein binding. NCBI's taxonomy places the organism in Eukaryota, Oomycota, Saprolegniomycetes, Saprolegniales, Verrucalvaceae. The record is from RefSeq and is a predicted model, not a curated record. The transcript is spliced from 2 exons. The coding region runs from base 18 to 992 and encodes 324 amino acids.